Molecule: messenger RNA, 1280 nt
Organism: Lycium ferocissimum
Lineage: Eukaryota; Viridiplantae; Streptophyta; Magnoliopsida; Solanales; Solanaceae
Product: extensin-like
Exons: 1
Coding region: 117-1016 (299 amino acids)
Biological process (GO): defense response
Source: RefSeq, a predicted model, not a curated record
UCAGUCGGCUCCACAUUUCAUAAUUACCAAAUCCAAUUUUCCAACCCAUAUAAACCCCCCUCGUCGCACUCUCCAUAAGCGGCGCACGGUAUCAUCGAUUACCCUAAAAUCACAGAAUGGCAACUCGUCCUCCAUUGAAAACCUGCGAUCUGGAAAUCACCAUCGUCUCCGCCAAGCACCUGAAGAAUGUGAAUUGGCAUCACGGUGAUCUCAAACCCUAUGUCAUCUUUUGGGUCGACCCGGAUCAACGUCGCGCCACACAAGCCGAUGAUUCGGGCAAUACCCGACCCGUUUGGAACGAGCGAUUCGUCCUCCAUCUUCCUCAUUUCUCUCCUCCUCAGGAUAAUAUUCUCACUCUCGAGAUCUUCCAUUCAAAACCUUCAGAGACUCCCAAACCCUUAGUCGGUACACUUAGGGUUCCAUUGAAGGAAGUGGACGAUUCCAACAAACUCAGGACUUUUGAGCUCCGACGACCCUCCGGUCGUCCUCAUGGUAAGAUCCGACUCAAGCUCGCUAUUCGCGAAUCUCCAACUCAAGAUUACCAAAUACCCCCUCCUUCUAGCUAUUAUUACCCUCCUCCUCCCCCUUCCUAUAGAACAACAACAUUUCCUUCUUCUCCAUACCCCUCACACCCUCCUCCUCCACCUGCUUCUCCAUCACCACCGCCUACUUCUUAUCCAUACGGAGGAUACUCUGAUCCAUAUGCUAGUUACUACCCUGGGGGGUAUUACUCUCAGCCUCCCCCUCCUCCACGACCAUUUGUUGACCGGCAAUCUAGCUAUGGCGGUAUGGGGUCGAGGCCGAGCGCACCUGUUGAUUAUCCUCCUUAUGAUCAAAAGCGUAGUGGAAAGAUGGGAGGAGUGGGCUCCGGAUUGGCAGUUGGAGCAGUGGCUGGUGCACUUGGAGGAUUGGCAUUAGGGGAAGGAAUUAAGUACGAGGAAGACAAGAUUGCAGAGAGAGUUGAAAACAACAUAGCACCCAGGGAUGAUUACAGCAAUUACAGUGUUGAAUAUUGAUAUGUUUCUUACUGGAUGAGCUUCUACACUAAUGGGUAAUCUUGUGUUAUUUUACUAUUUGAUGGUGUAUUUGUAUAUAAAGGUUGUUCAUUUUCAAUGACCUUGUCUUAAUGGUGGUUUGAAGAUGAAUUAUGUUAAUUCAGCUGCGUAAGGUUGUUGGCCGUUUAAAGUUUCUUCUAUGAAGGACUCUACUGGUAUAUAUGUAAUUCUACUAAAGAAUAAGUUCACUUAUGAAAAUUGCCGAAACUAUGGAUGUCCUCGUAA